Molecule: messenger RNA, 902 nt
Organism: Cutaneotrichosporon oleaginosum
Lineage: Eukaryota; Fungi; Basidiomycota; Tremellomycetes; Trichosporonales; Trichosporonaceae
Source: RefSeq, a predicted model, not a curated record
CGCUGUCUUGUCGUUGUACUCACUACUCACACGACUAUCGCGAUGCUCCCAGUUGCCGACGAGCCUGCGGCGACGCGCCGCGCAUUCCUCAUGACGCUGUACACGCACCGCGCAAUUUCGCUCGGCGCCGUGUGCCUGUCAUUUCUCGUCCUCGGACAGGCCACCGCGCACACCGUCCUCGUCGACCACCCCCUCCUCCUCCUUCCUCCGCUCGCGACCUGGCUCGCCGCUUUGGCGGGCUUCACACGGGCGCGCGGCGUCCUAAAAUCCUCUCUCAGCGCGCUCGCCCACGCGGCCGCGGCGGGCUUCGUCGGCGCCGCGCUCGCGAUCGCUCUAGCUAUCGGACAGCAGUUCACGUCCGCGCUCUACCCCAUCCUCGCCCGCGCGCUCUUCGCCCUCUGGUCUUGCGUCCUCGCUUCCCUCGUCGCUAUUCUGUCCUCCGAGACAAUCACACCUCCAUGCCUCAUCUUGAGCGCCGUCGGCGGCUCGGCUACGGUAUUUGUUCUCGCGUGGCUCGACGGCUCGUGGGCCGAGCUGCCCGCGACACUCAUGGCGUUUACGGGGCUGUACGCCCUUCUCAUCUGCGAUCUCCCGCACCUCCCGCGCCUCAUGCGGCGCGUAGGCGCCGCCGACGCCGCGCUCGCGGCCCACGCGCUGGGAUCAUCGUGGCUGCUGUCCACCCUCCUGCGCCUGCAGGGACGGGGCGAAGGCGAAGAGUACACAGAGAAGAAGGUUCCAGUCUAACGAGGCGACCAUUCCUUCGGCGCGGGCGCGCACAUGACAUGGGAGAACUCGGACGGACAUUAGAUUAGACUGUUGUAUCACAUAACGCAUUUUGCUAUGGCACUAGGGCACUAGGGCAGGACGUGGCACCUAGAGCUUGGCGCCCGGGAUGCGCGCGA